Messenger RNA from Daphnia carinata, 822 nucleotides. RefSeq names its product UPF0462 protein C4orf33 homolog. NCBI's taxonomy places the organism in Eukaryota, Metazoa, Arthropoda, Branchiopoda, Diplostraca, Daphniidae. The transcript has 6 exons. The record is from RefSeq and is a predicted model, not a curated record. Bases 112 to 789 code for a protein of 225 amino acids.
CUUGAUGUUAGACACAUCAGUUUGUUACCAAACUGUCGUGAAUUAAACACGCAUUUUCGUCGUUAGAGCAACUUCAAAAAGAAUUUCUUUUUUUAAACCAUAACGUAAACAAUGGUUAAUAAAUCCAACGCCGCAAGAGGCCUGCUGCGUCACAUCGUUAUUCUUCUGCUAUUUAGCCUUACCGUAGCAAUGAAGGUUUCAAUCGAGACGACUUGGGAUAACCAACCUAUUGAUCACCAACCGGCAACCAUUGAAUUGCAAUCGCUGCAUGAUAACGAUAUUCAAAUGGAUGUGGAAGGAACAUUUUUCAACGAUCCUCCAAAUCCAGGCGGUGUCCCCGGCGAGCCUUUCAUGGGUCUUUGGAACUUUGAAGUCAUAGAAUUGUUUUUGGCAAAUGACGCGAACCAGUACGUCGAAGUCGAACUUGGACCGUGGGGCCAGCAUAUAGUUUUGCUGCUAAAUGGCGUUCACAAGACUAUCCGACACAGUUUACCCUUGCAAUAUAAAGUGCUACAACGCACGGAAUCCGGUCGUUGGCAAGGUCAAGCCAUCAUUCCUGCCUCGUAUCUACCACCAAAUGUGACGAAAAUGAAUGCUUAUGCCAUACAUGGAAGUGGAGCCAAGCGAACCUACGAAGCUCUUUACCCUGUUCCUCAAGGGCAAUUUGAAAAUCCAGACUUCCAUCGUCUGGACUUUUUCCGCCCGGUUAACGUUUCCGAAUUUCUUGCAAAGCCUAUCACUUCGUUUUCACCUAUUUGGAUGGAAUCCAUGGAAUCAGCUAACAACUGAACUUCCAUCAACUGCCAUUACACGAUGCCAGAC